Messenger RNA from Triticum aestivum (bread wheat), 2410 nucleotides. RefSeq names its product B3 domain-containing protein protein_Os12g40080. The transcript is spliced from 6 exons. The coding region runs from base 301 to 2136 and encodes 611 amino acids. The record is from RefSeq and is a predicted model, not a curated record. Gene Ontology annotation, molecular function: DNA binding. NCBI's taxonomy places the organism in Eukaryota, Viridiplantae, Streptophyta, Magnoliopsida, Poales, Poaceae.
AGCGAGCUCCGUUCCGUCCUCCUCUGUUUCAUUUGCAUCGAGCGCAGAGGAGACGCAGCUAAUGGCGAACUAGGGUUUCGGCCCCUCGACCAACAGAUCGGGCCGGCGAUCGACGGACGGGCUUAACCAGGUCAGGCUCUCAACCGCCUCCUCCUUGAUUCCUGGGCAAAAUGGUGGAUUUUUUUUUCUCCUUCCGGAAAUGGCUUCCUUUUCUUCUUGAUUCCGUAGCACAACCACCAGGUCGGAGCGGCGGCGGUUGCAAGAGGAGAGGAGAGGAGGAGCGCUCGCGGGAGCUGUACCAUGUCCAUGUGGAGGCAGCAUUACCACCGCGGCCACACGGGACAUGACAAGGAGCACUUCUUUGCCGUGGCUUCGGGUGAUUUCACCCGCAGUAUGUGCAUACCGUGGGAGGUUGGAAACCAUUUGGGGAGCAUGAUCUCUGAGACCAUCAAACUAGAAGCUCCUAAUGGCAUAUUCUGUAUUGGAGUGUGUAGAAAGCCGGGUGAACUAGUUCUUCAGUCUGGCUGGGAUAAGUUUGUCGCAAUGCAUCACGUAGAAGAAAAUUAUUCUUUUUGGUUUGUGUACCGUGGGAACUCUACCUUUAAGGUUCAUAUAUUCAAUCCCAACGGUCGUGAGAAGGCUAGUUCCUGUUCUCAACCACCUUCUCAGAGCUUUGGAGGUGUUCCACCUGGCGCUAUUUGCGAUCAUCAUGUGCUGAAUGAACAACUACUGUCUGAUCCUGGACAUGUUCAGACCUCCACUGACUCUGGCUAUAGCACAUUACCUGGCUGCCAUCUAACCAAAGCACAAGAUGAGAAAGUACGUGAAAUAGCUUGUACCAUGAGAUCUCAAGUUCCCCUUUAUGUGGCAGUCAUGAACAAAAGCAAUGUCAACUUGAAGGACUGCUCUGUUAACUUACCGUUAAAGCUUGUGGAACAUUUCAAAGAGGACACAUCUAAAGCUACUAUUCAACUAGAAGCCCCUAAUGACAAUAUAUACGGUGUUGAAGCUUGCAAGCACGGUGAUGACCAAAUAGUCCUCCAAUAUGGGUGGAGUAAUCUUGUAGAUGCUAAUCGCAUACAAGAGAAUGACUUGCUUAUUUUUAUAACCAAGGGUAAAAAACGCCUUGAAGUUCGUAUUCUUGGCACAAGUGUUCAUCAGAGAACCUCUUCAUGCUUUAAUACGGGAAAUAUUUCUAGCACUCAAGAAAUUUGUGAAGAUUCACUUGAAAUAACCGAUCCAACCCCUCAUACAGACUACUAUGUGAGUAGUUCUGAUGAUGAUCACAUUGUGGAAGAAGGCACUAGAAAAUCAUGCUACUAUGUGAGUAGUUCAGAUGAUGAUCACAUUGUGGAAGAAGGCUACUAUGUGAGUAGUUCUGAUGAUGAUCACAUUGUGGAAGAAGGCACUAGAAAAUCAUGCUACUAUGUGAGUAGUUCUGAUGAUGAUCACAUCGUGGAAGAAGGCACUAGAAAAUCAUGCUACUAUGUGAGUUGUUCUGAUGCUCAUGAUAUUGUGGAAGAAGGCACUAGAAAAUCAUGUAGGCGGCAGAAGCAGGCACCUAGUCACUGUGCAAAAGCUCAAAAGGUGGCUUCAACAUCCUCCCCAUCUGCUGCUAAAUCAGGAUAUGAAGCUCACACGCUGAAUGAGCGAGCAUCUGUGGAGUUUGGGGUCGAUUUGGAACCUCAUAGCUCCACCAGCAAUCUCAAGGGGCCUUCCCAGCAUCCCUACAUUUUAUCUGAAAAAGGGACACCUCUAACUAAUGUGGAGAAGAAGAAAGUUGAGGAGAAAGUUCAAGCGAUUCAAUCUGAACUUCCUAUCUUUGUGGCACUAAUGACCAAAAGCCGGAUUAAUACCCAUCAUUUGGACGUCUGCAAGGAAUACGGUUCAAGAUACAUUCCACACAUAAGCAGAAGAAUGCGUCUCGUGCUUCAGUCGGAAGGAAGCACGACGGAGCAGCCAGCCAAAGUGGUAAUAAAUCAGAAUGGUAUGAGGUGGAUUCGUAGUGGCUGGAAGAAAUUCGUCGCCGACAAUGAUGUGCAGGAGGGGGAUAUCGCUCUCUUUGAACGGGCAAAGAGCACGAAAAAGCUCAGGAUGACCGUGUAUUUCGUCCGCAAGUCAGACAUAGAGGUGUAGCUCAAGCCCUAGUAUGUACUGGUAGCUAGUAAUACAUUGUCUGUAUGGUUCUAACCGUGGUACCCUGCCAUGACAAGGAGUGAACUUGUAUCUAAUUUGGGAUAGGUUGGAGUCUAAUCUGCCUCUAGUUAGUACUGUCUGAUGCUCAUAUAUUAUUUGUGAUUAGGAGGAUGGCUCGAGGUAAACUGCACACACCAUUAUGUUACGUGCAUGCUGUGUUCAGCUGGGAUUGGAUUACAGCGCUCGUUCGUGAACUAACUGUUUGGUUGGACUG